Messenger RNA from Lasiodiplodia theobromae, 594 nucleotides. RefSeq names its product Ubiquitin 3 binding protein but2. Lineage: Eukaryota; Fungi; Ascomycota; Dothideomycetes; Botryosphaeriales; Botryosphaeriaceae. The transcript is spliced from 2 exons. The coding region runs from base 1 to 594 and encodes 197 amino acids. The record is from RefSeq and is a predicted model, not a curated record.
AUGAAGUUCCUUACUCUCUUGCCCCUCCUCGGCCUCACCGCUGCCAGUGCCAUUCCCAAGAACCAGCAGGACGACGACUGCUGCCCAGUCGGUGGCACUCUGACCCCUCCUUACGUGUCGGCCUGCGGAUACUACGAGAUCAGCGCCAAGAGGCCUGACCAGCACUUCCCUCCCUCGCUAUCGCCCAAGGUUACGCCGAACGAUCUCUGCUUCAUUACCAACCUCGAGCUGCCCCCUUCGGCCGCCGGCAAGACCUGCACUCUCAAGUUCCUACUACCCACGCAGGAGCAGGCCCACCAGUGGUACCACUUCUCCGGCCCGGGCCACUUCAACUUCACCGGCUACGCUACCGGCGUCGGUGCGGACGACACCACUACCUACAACCACCAGCCCGCACCGGGUCCCAGCCCUCCCAGCCCUCCGGAAAUUCUGCCUGGCAACGCUUACACUAUCUUCUCCGGUCCCUGCGGCGUCACUGAUCCGUCCCGCCCGACCACCGUCAGUGGCAGCCUCUGCAGCAAGGACAGCACCCUCAGCUUCACCCAGAGCGAGGGUCCUGAUUGCCCGAUUGGCUUCUUUGUCGAGAUUUCUUAA